UGGGUCAUGUGACUGCAAGGCAUACAUAGGAUCCCAGUACUGACAGUUGGGCUCCGAGGGGACUGUUGGAGCAAUGCUGUGGUGGCCAUUGAGCUGCGCUGCUGAGGGACCUUAAUCAGAACAGAUCCCCCUGUCUUUGUCCUUGGGAGGCGAUCAGUAGGUGAAGUGCGGCCGAUGGGGUCACUUCAAGUCAUGGCUGUCUGUUGCUGUCCGGAGGCCCAUUUCAACAGGCUACUAUUCCACCCAGAGUAAUCCUACACAGUGCGCCUUAGAUGGCUGUCUCACCUGGUACCUGUGAGGGUGGAAUACACAACCCGCGGAAGUUAUAACUCAAACUACCUACACCGAUCCUGAUUAUGCUUACUGUGCACUCCAUAGUAAAAUUAUUUCCUGGUGAACAAACAUGACCUUCUAUGAUGGUGUAUUCCCCUUCUACCCUCAUGAAAGACAGACCUGGGUCUUUUGUGUGGAUUACAUUAUCGUGAUCAUCGUCUUUUUGGUCUUUGCCCUUGCUUUUAUUCUGAUUAUUCCUGGAAUAAGAGGCAGAGUGAGAAUAUCCUGGGCAUGCAGAGUUAUAAUAAGCCUGUUUAUAGGAGCUGUAACCGUUGCUGUGAACUUCACUACUGACUGGGAGGUUGGAUCAGUUGAUACUACCACUACAUACAAAUCGUUCAGUGAUGUCACGGUGAAUGCUAGCAUUGGAGUACAAGUUGGGUUUAAUGGUGUCAAUAUAACUUUAAAAGGAAAUCCCAUUCAUCAGAUUAAUGAAACAAUUGACUACAAUGAGCAGUUUCUCUGGAGUUUUGGAUCAAAUUUCAAUGAGUAUUACAAUGAUGGUCUAAAAAAAGGACUCCCUAACCCUAUUCUGUACGUGGCAGAAAAGUUCACGCAGUAUGACCCAUGUGGCUUAUUUGCCCAAUACAGAAUAUCUGGUCAUUACGCAUCAGCCUGUAUGUGGGUGGCAUUUUGCUCUUGGAUAAUCAGCAAUAUCCUAUUCUCUAUGCCUGUUUUCAUAUAUGGAGCAUAUAUGAUUCUAGUAACUGCAGCUUUCAUCAUUCUCUCACUAAUUUCAUAUUCAACUGUGAGAAAUGCAACAUUUUGUAAUAUACAGCUUGGAUCAGAGUCUCUGAAAACACAAUAUGGAGCAUCUUUCUGGCUGAGUCUGGCAACAGGUCUGAUUUGCUUUAUCAUUGGGAUAACAUUACUUCUUUUACACUGGUGUGUUCCUGAAAAACUGAAGCUCAUUUUCAACACCAUUGAAGAAGAUGAAGAAGAUGAAGAAGAUUCAGCAACAGAACAAUAUAUUAAUCAACAUUGCUACACAAAUGGUGCAUUUCAAAAUGUAUAAGUGCAAAUCAAAUUCGUGGACAUGUUAAUAAGCUUUAUUAGAGAAUGGACUCUUCACAAAGUCAUGUUGGAUGUGUGGACAAUAUAAUAUUUUCAAAAUGCCUAUAUUAGGUAUGAGGCAUGAACGAUAACAACUGCAACAUAUAGAAGAACAACAGGUGUUAAUCAGUCAGCUUCAAUCAAUUGUAAUCAAAAAGUAUUUUGGUUUUUGUUUAUAAAGUAAAAAAAAGAGUUUCGGGUCUGAGCAGGCAUGAAGAUAAAGUCAGACAUUGAAUCCCAUCUGGCUAUGAAAGAUGAUUAAUAUUAGAGAAAUGUAUGAAAUAAUGAAAUACCUUGGCCUACUCAACAAAAUGGAGCCAUAUAUGUACUGUAUUUAUGAGACUCGUGUAUGUCAUAAUUAAAUAUUAUAAUUCCCA
Pseudophryne corroboree (corroboree frog) is the source of this 1763-nucleotide messenger RNA. It is a transcript of the gene DUOXA2, whose product is annotated as dual oxidase maturation factor 2. The record is from RefSeq and is a predicted model, not a curated record. Gene Ontology annotation, cellular component: endoplasmic reticulum membrane. Gene Ontology annotation, biological process: protein transport. Lineage: Eukaryota; Metazoa; Chordata; Amphibia; Anura; Myobatrachidae. The transcript is spliced from 8 exons. Bases 404 to 1348 code for a protein of 314 amino acids.